AGAGGGCACGCACAUACACGCGCCUUGCGUCAUUACGCAUUUCCGGUUCCCCACGAAGUCCCCCCUCUUCUCCUCAUCGUCGCGCCGUGAAGUGGAUGUUUUGGUGAAAAAAUACUGUGUCGAAAAGGGAUGUAAAUACAUUUAAAACAUGAUAUUUCGAACGAGUGGGACAUAAAGCAGCGUAGCAGGGGAAAGAGGGGCGUCUUCAGCGAAAGUUUCGGUUUAUCUUUACAUCGUAUUCCUCCGCAUGUCCGCUUUCUUCGUAGAUGGUCUCCGGCGAGCGUUGUCUGGCGGUGGACGACGAGUUGUCGACGAAUAAUAUGAAGGAGAUGAUCGGCGGUUGCUGUGUUUGCUCAGACGAGAGAGGCUGGGCGGAAAACCCGCUGGUGUACUGCGACGGACACGGCUGCAACGUCGCCGUGCAUCAAGCCUGUUAUGGCAUCGUGCAGGUGCCCACUGGUCCUUGGUUCUGCAGAAAGUGUGAAUCUCAAGAGAGAGCAGCCCGUGUGAGAUGUGAGCUGUGUCCCCAUAAAGACGGAGCCCUCAAAAGGACAGACAACGGAGGCUGGGCCCAUGUAGUUUGUGCCCUUUACAUACCUGAAGUGGAAUUUGCCAAUGUGUCAACUAUGGAGCCUAUAGUACUCCAGUCUGUGCCACAUGAGCGCUACAACAAGACAUGUUAUAUCUGUGAGGACCAGGGCAGAGAGAGUAAAGCAGCAACUGGAGCCUGUAUGACCUGCAACAAACAUGGCUGCAGGCAGGCCUUCCAUGUCACAUGUGCCCAGUUUGCAGGGUUAUUAUGUGAGGAACAAGGAUCGGACGCAGACAAUGUCAAGUACUGUGGAUAUUGCAAAUACCACCACAGCAAAUUGCGAAGGAGCAGGGGCCGUGGUAAUAGGUCUCAAAGCUUAAGUGACUCUUCAUCUCAGUGUAUGAAUAGACCCCCAGACAAGGACAUGAAGAAACAUAAGGAGCGGGACAGGCACAAACCGAAACACAAGAAGAUCUCCAUGGAUAUGUCGCCCUCCCUUGUCCUUCCUAACAUCAUGGUCCCAGAUAAGACCUACAACAGCAGCAGCGCAGGGGUAGGAGUCCCCUCUCUGCCGGCAUCCUCACAGAAGCGACUGGACGACGGCACUGCCCGUUUCACCACCGCCAACUUUCAAGAAGUGUCGUCCGCUCUCUCGGGUGGAAGUUCCAAAGAUGGCUUGACCGCAGACGCUGGGAAGGCAGCGUCUGAGGUGAAGAACAAGAAAAAUAGCGGCGCAAGUCAUGCGGUGGGACAGAGGGGGGGGCGCAAGUCUCUCACCUCCUCAGGGAAACCCCUCCCCUCCGCCGUGGUCACCAUGGCAACCUCCUCCACAUCUGCCUCUGCUUCCACUGGGCCUUUCCACCAAGGCCUCCUGUUGACCAGUGCCAGCAAGAUGCCCUCUGCCCCUUCCUCCUCAGACUUCCUAAGUUUCUCAGAUUCCGCGUUGCGUUCGGGGGGUGGGACUACCUUCUCCUCCCCGCCAUCUUUCAGCAGCUGCCUUGUGAAGCCGAGCUCGGAGGGCGGAGCUUCAGAGGGAACUACGACACUCUUCGGCUCUCUGAUGUCCGCUACUACGGCUUCUGCAGUGGGCGGUAAGCUGUAUGAGAAUUCCCACAGUCACACAGCUAGCGAGACAACAAGCCUAGGUGGCUCCGCUGGCUACAAACGGCCCCAACCCUCCAGCUCAGUGCCGGGGAUUGGAGGAGCAACGGCAGGAGGAGGGGAAGAUGGGGUGAAGAAGAAAAAGAAGGGCAACUGGCGAAACAGAUUUGGACCUUGCUUCACCACGGAUGUAAAGCCCUCCGAGCCAGCUCCCUCCCUGACUCUCCCCACCUCCUCCACGGCCAACACCUCCUCCACCGCCUCCCCAGCCUCCUCUUCAUCCUCGACGCUCACAGGCCGGCCGGGCUUAGUAUCCAGCAGUGGCUUAGGAGUGGGGGUGGGAGGAGGAGGAGGAGAGAGGGGGCUGGGGGUCAUGGGUGUCAGCGGUGGGAUUCAGAAGUCCCCGUCACUCCUCAGGAAUGGGAGUCUGCAGAGCAACAGCAGCUCCACAACCACUGGGUCAGGUGUUUUCUCUGGUGCGGAUGGGUCAUCGUCAGGGACAGGAGCUGUCGCCAUCGGCGGAGCCAUCUCUGAGUUGCAACAGCAACCCACCCCUUCACUAGCCCCUCCCUCUCCAUUCACUGCCACCGCACCGCUAACCAGCACCGCCGCCACACAUGUUAGCAGUCUGCCAGGGUCAGUCUUCAACCUCGCUCCCCCCCACAUGUUUGGAAACAGGCUGAAUCCCAACUCGGCCAUGGCAGCACUCAUCGCCCAGUCCGAGGCCUCACCAGCAGAUCAGGAGGUGGGAGACGGCAGCAGCGGUGUCGGAGCUCAGGGCUUUUCCAUAAGAGCUUCUCCCAAGACCACCCCGCGCUCUCCCAUUGGUGGCCUGCAGAUCCGCUAUGACUCCUCGGGGUCGUUGCCGGGGCCGGGGUUGCUAGGGGCGGGGGCGGGUGUCGGGGAGACGCUGCCCCCGGUGGCCACCAGCAUCGAGCAGCUCCUGGAGAGGCAGUGGAACGAAGGGCAGAGCUUCCUGCUGCAGCAGGGAGCGCAGGGAGACGUGCUGGGCAUGUUGAAGUCCCUCCACCAGCUGCAGGAGGAGAACAGGAGGCUGGAGGAGCAGAUCAAAAAUCUGACCAUGAAGAAAGAGAGACUGCAGCUUCUCAGCGCUCAGCUAUCGGUGCCUUUCACCCCCACUACGGCCUGCGCUGAUGUGAAAGGAGGCCAGCUGGGAGCCACUGACUCAUCUUUACCUGUGGCAGCUCAGGACGGUGUGUCAUGUGGUGGCCACAGCAGUAGUGGCUCCACCUCAUCUCUCUCCACCCCUCCCUCCGUCUCCCAGAGCCCGCCCCAGCCGCAGCUGAACGGGGUCGCUGCCGUGGGAACGGCCCCAGCCGGGCUGGGCGGGGUGGCAGGGCUGAUGGGGGCUCUGGGUGCAGGUAGUGCACUGGGCAUGGGAGGAAUUGUCGGGGCGUUGAACGGGGUGAUCCAGACGCCGGCGGGCACCGUCAGCCCUCACACACACACUACAGGAGCAGUUACCGGCGUCAUGUUGCCCAAUAACAGCGCUGCGCGGCUCGGCCUGCUGUCUGAGCAGCACAGACUCCUCCUGCAGCAGCAUCAGCUCCAGCAGCUGCUGGCCUCGCAGCCUUCAGCAGAGCAGCAGCAGGUGUUGCUCUACCAACUGAUGCAGCAGCAGCAGGACCUCCAGCAGCUGCAGUCGCUCUCCUCUGCCCAGAUUCCCUCCAUCCCGCUCUCCUCCGCUCAGCUGCCCAUCAACAACCUGCUGCCUGGCGCCCAGGGCCAAGGCACCAUCACGGCCAACCCCUUCCUGGCGCUGCAGCACGCACAUGCUGACACACACGCCUCGGGGGCGCAGAAGUCGCGGCUAGCUGAGAAGGCCAUGGGCGUCGCAGGGCAAGAGAAGACAUGACGGCAGAUGCUCUCUUUUUUUUUGUUGUUUUUUUAAUAUAUAAAUAUGCAGAGUCUUCAGGAGAUCAGUCUGUUGGUCAACUUUGUGGUUCAGUGAUGAGAACAUUGGCAGCAGAGAAAUCUGUGUUCCUGGUACAUCAUUCUUUCUAGCGGUCUGUGCUAAUACAUUAGCACACACUAUGGCAAGUGAUAGCAUUCGUUUGCAGUCACCAGCUCACUGUAGUUGACCUUGUCAGGUUUAUUUUGCAACCUUUUCAGGUUACAAGCUUUGUCUUCAUUUGUACUAUUUAUGUCCAUCCAAUCUUUAGUGCUGCUUUGGGUGCUUAUUUUUGUCACUGUUGAGACGAUGAUUUUCAUUUGGUAUCACUGGUAGCAACUUAGUGUGUUAGUGUCACGAAAUAAAUACAUGGUCUGUUCUCUCAACAGGUGAGUUGACUUAACAGGUCAGCUUCUCGGAAACCUUUUCCUUCAAUGAGUUUCUCUCAAUAUUUCCUUUUCUAAUCUUAUCAUCCUGCUUCUUCACAUUUCUUCUUUCUCUUGUUGCUGUGUCACGUUUUUUCAUAAUUUCCUCUUUUUGUCUCCACAUUUCUCUCACUGCUUCUCCAUCGUCCACACUAACAUCCCUCUCGUCCUGGUCUCUCUGCUGUCUCACUCUCUCAGGGACCUCAGCUAACUCAGCACACAA
Molecule: messenger RNA, 4193 nt
Organism: Perca flavescens (yellow perch)
Lineage: Eukaryota; Metazoa; Chordata; Actinopteri; Perciformes; Percidae
Gene: mllt10
Product: MLLT10 histone lysine methyltransferase DOT1L cofactor
Exons: 20
Coding region: 267-3509 (1080 amino acids)
Biological process (GO): regulation of transcription by RNA polymerase II
Cellular component (GO): nucleus
Molecular function (GO): histone binding; nucleosome binding
Source: RefSeq, a predicted model, not a curated record